AUGACAGCUAUAAACGGAAACAUCAGUUCCCAUGAUUUCACUGCCAUUACAGAUCCAUCAAAACAAGCUCAAGUCUAUCAGUACCUUGAAGCUCUGAAAAAUGAUGAAUUUGGAUGGAAGAAAUCUGCGGAAAACAUAGUCACAAACAAUUUAAGUAACGUUGAAGAACAUUUCCUUCUUUUACAAGUUGUCGAAGAUUACUUGAACCGCAGAUAUGCAUGUCAGGCUAACGAGGAUGCUGUUUUAUGCGUUCGAGGAUUUUUGUCACACUGGAUUCAAAAAAUAACAUCUAAUGUUGAGCUCCCUGUGUUUUUGAUUAAUAAGAUGGCUCAUAUUUUUUCACUUGUUUUUGCGGCCGAUUUCCCUGAACGUUGGCCGAAUUUCAUGGACGAUAUAUUUCUUUGCCGUAGUUUAACAUCUGUGCCAUUUGUCAGCUUUUAUCUUAAGACUCUUUUAGCGAUUGACGCUGAAGUUGUCGACAGAGAUAUUCAACGACCAAAGCAGACCUUUGAUAGAAAUACUAAGAUCAAAGAUUUCAUGAGAGAGAUAUGUAUAAAACAAAUGGUCCAAAGUUGUUGGAAAAUUAUGGACGAAGUCAAUGACAUAUCUGUUCAAUGUCUAUGCUUACAAGUUAUAUCUGCUUACGUGGAUUGGAUAGAUGUAGAGCUUGUGGCGAACGAUAUUUUUGUUUCUAAAGUUAUAUCUCGGUUGAAUAACAAAGAUACUACGGAUGCUGCCGUAUCUGCUGUAUCCGCUUUGAUGCAAAAAGGAAUGGCGGCCGACAAGAAACUUUCUUUGGUGCUUGCUUUGUCGAAUGUUCUAAGAUCAAACCAACUCAUAUCUGUUUCAUAUAAUAGCGACGAAGAUGACAUCUCUCGCGCUGGAAGUUUGUUGAAUACUAUUGGCAUGGUAUUAAUGGACUGUUCUUCGAAGUUUACUAGUGAAGGAGCUGUGGAAGAUGCUGGAAGAUGUAUUAAAGCUCUAGAAAUCGAUCUUGAUACAUACCUCAAAAUUUUCGACAAUGAGGAUAUUGAUCUGAGUGAUUGUGUAAUUGAUUCCCUUCGGAACUAUGUGCAUCUCAUCCGGGAUUCUGACGAUGAAAAGUCCGGAUCUUUUCUAUCAAAAGUCGUGAACAUUUGUCUCAACAGAUAUACCAUGUCUUCUGAUUUGGAGGUAGAUGGGGAAGGGGAAGACGAACUGGAGUUUCAUGAAUACAGAAAAGAUUUGAAAUCAAUAAUGAACACUAUCGGUAGCAAGAGGCCUCAGCUUAUUAUUUUACCACUAGAAGAGGUAGUAACGGAUGCUGUUAAAAACCCUUCAAGCUUAUCUGUUCAUCGUCUUGAAGCUAUUAUGCAGUUAGUUUAUGCUCUAUCUGAACUCAUACCGAGCAAUUUCGUACAAGCGAAGGAUGGUUGGUUGGGCAGAGCCGUUAAAAUUCCAUUAAUACUUCUUUCGGGUCAAAUACUCGAUGGUCGUUCACCAGUCAUUCACACCUUGUUUUUCGAGAUUGCAUGUCGAUAUGAGAGGAUACUGGCUAAUCACCUCAAUAGUGUUCCACCGAUUGCUGCUGCUUUCUUGGAUGCUAGAGGAAUUGCUAUACCUGUAGCAAAGGCCAGAACUAGAAUUGUUUACCUGUUUUGCCGUUUUGUUAAAGCUCAUAAAACAGCAUUGAGCUCUCUUGUUAGUGAGGUGAUUGGGAGACUAGCUCCUCUUCUUGCAGUUUCGCCUCAGUCAGAAUUUCUUUCUGCUGAUGACCAAUGUUUUAUUUAUGAAGCAACUGCCACAUUGAUAAUGUUUGGUGAUUUAUCAACAGAGCAAAAGGCUGAUUACAUCAGAGAGUUGGCUAGUAAUCUUGUGAAUAAGUUCCAAGCUGCAGUUACUGAACUGCAAUCAGCUAGGUCACGGAAUGACGAGCCGUCGGAAAACUUAAUAACUCAAUUUAUGAAAAAUAUUAUCGGGUAUUGCAGUCGUAUGUCUAAAGCGUUUUAUGGAAAUUUCACCAUGAAAUCUUGUGGAUGUGUGGAAAUUUAUCUUCAAUUGUUAGAUUUGUUCUUGGAGCAUCUUACUCCUGAAAACUCUUUCUUACUGGAAAACGUUCGUCAACUUGCUCAUCGUUUGGUUGUAUGUUUAGAUGAGGAGGUUCUGAAUAUUCUCCCUAUAAUUUUCACUAAAUUAGGAUCGGUUUCAAACGAUUUGGAUAGUAUGAAUCAUUUUCUCAUUCUAGCUCAUCAAGUGCUCGCUAAGCACAAGGGAAAGUUGGUCUCAACAGGUUUAGACUUAGCUGCUAUCUUGACAACUGCGGCGCGUUACUCUGUCAGUGAUUCUCAGGCUUUUGGAAAAGAUUCAGAUGAAUCUGUUCAACGUAAUAUUGUUUAUGUUCAAAGGGCUUUCCUCCAGUUGCUUUGCACGGCAACGACUAAUGAUAUGUUGGGGAAAAUAGCACAACCAUCUGUAAAAAACGCUCUUCUGAAUGCAGCAGUUCAAUUAGCUUUGGGUAAUGAUCAAUCCUCUCAGAAGUUGGCUUUGACGACUCUGGCAAAGGCAUCUCAAUCGGAUUCGGAUUGUUGGCAGCAAACUUUGCGAACUGCUCUUCAAGUUCCUUCUUUACCUCAUAUCAGCCCGUCAGACGCCGGUAGUACCCUGGUUGUGCACGAAGUGGUUACGACGUUAUUAGCAUUGAAACAAAUUGAUGAGGAGAACCUGCAACUCGGAAUAAGAUCAUUGUUACCUGAAGCUAUGUCGGGACGCCUGCUAAUGUUGCUCAAUCAAAAUAAGCAAAAAGACAUAGUCAGGGGUAUGAUGGAGAUAUACGCAUCACUGAAGACAAGCCAGUAG
Auanema sp. JU1783 is the source of this 2835-nucleotide messenger RNA. NCBI's taxonomy places the organism in Eukaryota, Metazoa, Nematoda, Chromadorea, Rhabditida, Rhabditidae. The record is from the annotation of a GenBank genome assembly.